UUUUCAACAUGGCGCUUAUGUAUGUUUUGGAAAGUUGUUAAAAUUUAGAAUUUGUAAUCUUAACACUGUCACUGUCAUCCUGAGACUUUAUAUGGUGACAGGAGCACCACCAACUACGCUGGCCAGUAUGGCAAGGUGAAGCCCUGGACCAAAGCCAGCAUCAUGUCCAGGCUAAUCAGCAUGCGGGUCAAGAAGCUCCACUUUAUCCUGCUCUUUGGUUUGGUCUUCCUGCUGUGGAACUUCAUCACCUACUACACAAUCAGCAGCAAGCCUCUGUCUUUGACAGCAGACAAGGAGAAGGACCUGACAGAGAAGCUGCUGGCGCUGGAGGUUGAGAUGGCCAAACAGUUAGCAGACAACAGGCUGCUGCUAGAAGGCUUGAAGCAGCUGAAGGAGAACCAAGCCAAGUCCCGUGGUGGCAUAGCUCAUGAUGUCCUUGACCCCCUGGCUGCUAGCCCAGAGGACCACAUACCCAGUGGCAGCAAAGACGGCAUCCUGCCUAUACUCAUGAUAGCCUGCGAUAGGGUCACAGUCAAUAGAGCAUUGGAUCAGCUGCUUAAAUAUCGGCCGUCGGCUCAAAGGUUCCCCAUCAUAGUUAGUCAAGACUGUGGUCACGAUCCCACAGCCAAGGUUAUAGAGCAGUAUGUCUCAAAAUACAACAUCACACAUAUAAAGCAACCUGACCUAAGAGACAUCUCUGUGAUCCCAACCCACAAGAAGUUUGUUGGCUACUACAAGAUAGCACGCCAUUACAAGUGGGCCCUUAACCAGAUCUUCUACACUUUCAACUUUUCUGCUGUUGUCAUUGUAGAAGACGACCUGGAUGUCUCGCCAGAUUUCUAUGAAUAUUUUUCUGCCACUUAUCCCAUCCUGCAGCGAGACCCAAUGUUGUGGUGUGUGUCUGCCUGGAAUGACAACGGGAAAGAUGGAAUGGUCUCAGGGGAGGCAGAUCUAUUGUACAGAACAGACUUUUUCCCUGGCCUAGGCUGGAUGAUAGAAAGAAAACUUUGGUUAGAGCUUAGCCCCAAGUGGCCAGAUACAUUUUGGGAUGAUUGGAUGCGACAUCCAGAGCAGAGGAAGGGGAGAGAGUGUAUACGACCGGAGAUCUGUAGGACUAGUACGUUUGGGAAGAAAGGUGUGAGCAAGGGACUCUACUAUGAUAAGCAUUUAAAGUUUAUCAAGCUCAAUUCAGAGUUUGUUCCGUUUACUAAAAUGGACUUGUCAUAUUUACAAAAGGAAAAAUAUGAUGAAAUAUUUACCAAAAAAGUGUACAGUGCUCCAGUAUUGACAGGCGCUGAGGUUAGGAAUGGGGAGAGGUCCAGUGAUACAGUGGUCAGGGUGGAGUAUACUAACAAGGAGAGCUUCAAGGGAUUGGCCAAAGCUUUGGGCAUUAUGGAUGACUUUAAGGCUGGUGUACCAAGAGCGGCCUAUAGAGGCGUGGUCAGUUUCAUGCUGAGGGACAGAAGAAUUUUCCUGGCUCCUCCCCAAGACUGGAAAGGCUAUGAUACAAGCUGGAGCUGACCCUCCCCCCUUUGCCUGAUUGGUGGACUGUAUGACAUUGAUUUGUGUGGCUGCUGGGUGAAACUGAAUCAACUUUGGAGAACCAUGCUGACAGUUAUGGCAAUGCCCCUCCUCCUGCUAGCUGGAACUUUGAUGAUUGGUGGACUGUGUGACAUUGAUUUGUGUAGUUUUCUUGUAAGAGACUAAAUCAACUUUGGAGAACCAUGCUGACAGUUAUGGCGAUGCCCCUCCUGCUAGCUGGAACUUUGAACUAUGUGACAUAGAUUUGUGUACUUUUCUUGUAAGAGACUAAAUCAAACUUGAGAGCCAUGUUAACAGUUGAGGACACCCUGUAUCUUAACUGUACCUGCAUGUUACAAGAAAUGUUGACUGUCUGGUAUCUGCAAGCAUCUGUCUCAGUUGGACUGUUAACAUCCAUCUCUAUGUCAUCUUGUACUACCUUAUUAUUGCAUGUUUUAUUCUUACUUUACAUUCUAAAGGGUAAAAUAUUAUGAUUCAGUUACCAAAACUGUUUAUUGCAAAUGAUACCUUAUUCUUUCACUACUUUGAAUGCUGACAUAAAACUAGUUGAGCUAGACCUAAAUGUGUAAACUGUUUCGAUCUUUAUUUCUAAUCUCUUUUCGUACUUAUUUCAAUUCAGAAAUUUGAUUUUUAAAUAUUUUCUUUAAUUUUAAUCCUAAAUACUUACUUGAAAAACUGUCUAAGCAAGGGAGGCUACUAUUUCUACUAAUGUUUUUAAAACUGAACACCUACUGAGUGGAUCAAAACUUACACAGAUCAAUACUGGAGGUAUUAGUUAUUGUAUGGAAGGCAAGUCAUUAUCUAAUUAUAUGAUCCUAUUAUACCUGCCAUUUUAUUUUGUGGACAUGAACUACAGAUACUGCAAGUGUUGUAUGUUU
Messenger RNA from Physella acuta, 2420 nucleotides. Its product is annotated as alpha-1,3-mannosyl-glycoprotein 2-beta-N-acetylglucosaminyltransferase. The record is from RefSeq and is a predicted model, not a curated record. Gene Ontology annotation, cellular component: Golgi apparatus. Gene Ontology annotation, biological process: protein N-linked glycosylation. Lineage: Eukaryota; Metazoa; Mollusca; Gastropoda; Physidae. Gene Ontology annotation, molecular function: alpha-1,3-mannosylglycoprotein 2-beta-N-acetylglucosaminyltransferase activity.